UCGCGCGUACGAUCCAUCAAAUACCAGCCCACCCAGUGCUAUACCGCACCAACUCCCAUCUUGAGCCAGGCAGACUCGCCAACUUCUCGACAUAGCUGUAGAAGAGAACUCACGAAAUCGACACCGAGAUGGCGCUCAACUACGCAAUGCUCAGCCCCGCACGGGCCCCCAUCCCGCUCCCAAACGAGCUGACAAUCAGGGACCUCAACGGUGGCGUCGAGCUCUCGCUCAGCAUCCCAGAUGCCCCGCCCUCCGGCGCGUCGAGUUCACUAGCAGGAGGGUUGGGCGGUGCGAAGAAGAUGAAGGAUGUUGGCAAGCUGUGGCUUACCGACCAACGGCUCAUCUUCGUGUCCGACAAUGGAAGCAAGUCUGGCAUCGAGUCGCUGUCCGUGCCGCUUCUGUCCCUUUCAUCGACCAAAUUCGAGCAGCCAUACUUCGGCUCGAACUACCUCUCCAUCGAGAUUAAACCUUCGCCAGAAGGCAGGCUGACGGACGGGACGAAGGCAGAGAUUCGGUUCAAGGACAAGGGGCUGUUUGAGUUUGUGAGCGCGCUCGAGAAGACGCGAGAGCGGGCGAUCUACAUGAAGAGGCAGACCGCCGAGGAAGACGAACUCCCUACCUACACGCCCGCGGCAGACGCAGGUUCCUCGUCGUCAGCAUAUGCUUCGAGGAUACCGGAUGACGCCCCGCCUGGGUACGAUGAUUAGAUGGAAGUCUCUUCUCGCUCAUGACUGCUAUACAUUCCUACGAACGGCCCGGAUGGAUGUAACAUUAUCUGUACGAGGACAAUUACGU
Molecule: messenger RNA, 795 nt
Organism: Rhodofomes roseus
Lineage: Eukaryota; Fungi; Basidiomycota; Agaricomycetes; Polyporales; Fomitopsidaceae
Exons: 3
Coding region: 129-707 (192 amino acids)
Biological process (GO): positive regulation of DNA-templated transcription
Cellular component (GO): nucleus
Molecular function (GO): transcription coactivator activity; chromatin DNA binding
Source: RefSeq, a predicted model, not a curated record